AUGCCCGAAGAAGACGAAAAACCGCAAGGCGCAAACACGCCUGCAUCUCUUUGCGAGCGCUGUAGCAGGGUGCCUCUGACAUCCGAAAAGCUGAAAGACGUCGGUAGUGAAGGAAGCUGGUUUUUGGGCGCAUAUUGUCUCAUCAAAGCCAGUAAUUGUCCUCUAUGCGAACUCGUUGAGUCUAUUUGUUACGCAAAAUCUCAGAUGUCUUGGGAUCCAUUACGAAAGCCUAGAGAUCGUGAUCCAAUACAUUUGUUCUGGUCAGAAGACACGUGUGGCUUUUAUGUCGAUGAAUUAUCUCCUGUAGGAUCCUUCAUCUGCUUCGCGGAAUCCGAGGAUUCUUCCCUAAAGCGUGCAAAAGCGGUUCUGCCGGAUUGGAUCGACCCAUCGGUAUGCAAAGAAUGGUUAGAAAUCUGCGAAUCCACACAUGGACCCGAAUGUUCACUCAACGAUUUCGACGGGAAAAGAUCUCGCAUGAAAAACGAUGGGAGUUAUGUCCUUCGAUUGAUUGAUGUCGAGGCCUUGUGUGUGAUUAAUGAACCAGAUGCCUGCCAUUAUUGCGCACUAAGUUACGUCUGGGGCUAUCCAGGUGACGGAAGAUUAGUUCUAAAACGCUCAAACAAAGCUGCGCUGAUGAAGCCCCAAAGCCUAUACAACCUAUGGAAUUUAAUUCCCAAGACGAUAUCAAGUGCAAUAUCUUGGGUCAGAGCUCUCGGUUUUCGCUAUUUGUGGGUUGAUAGCUUUUGUAUCGUGCAGGAUGACGAGAAGGAACUCCAAAACUGCAUUGAGGUCAUGGACGCCUACUAUAGCAAGGCAUUCCUCACUAUCGUUGCUGCUUCAGGUACUGACGCUUACGCGGGGCUCCCAGAAAUGCAAGAGCAGCUUUGCUCAAACCGCAAACUGAUAUUUGUCGACCAACAGGUCUACUUCCGCUGUCAGAAGAUGACAUGUUAUGAGAACAUGCACACAAUUGGUCUUCCGGGCAUUCUUGAUUCGCAUUACUCGUUGAUACCCUUCAUAUUCGAGAAGCCUGUGGACUUUGACAAUUUCACUUACCUCAUCAUGUACUAUACACGACGCAACAUGACUCAUCAGAGCGAUUAUUUGCGAGCCUGCUCUGGCAUGCUUCGGAAGUUGUCCGAACUUAUGGAGGUAUCAAUCUUCGAAGGUUUAUCAGUGGAACUCGAGCGUUCCCUCAUCUUCACAAGGGAUGAGACUGACAGCAAGCCUUCGCUCCGAAAAACAGGCUUUCCCAGUUUUUCAUGGAUUGGCUGGCAAUACGCUCCUGACUGGUUUGAAGCUGAAUCAACGACUGAUCGACGAAAGUGUUUCGAUUGUGAUUGGAUUAAAUGGUAUAGUCGAUCUCCAGAUAGCCGCUUCUGGGAGCUUGAUAAGCAAGGUAUUCGAGCAUUGUCAGGCGCCCCAAAGUUCGACGAUUGUCGACAUAUGAUAGACAAAAAAAUGACGCUACAUUCGUCAUCAACAGGCACCGAACCUAGGUAUGACGAAUUGCCUCCUUUGGGGUUUCAUCCACUUUGCUUCUCGACCGUGUCAAUAUUUCUGAAGAUAGCUAAGUCCUCUCCACCUCGUGAUGAGUUUCACGACACCUUUGGCAUUCACAAAUCUCCGUGUGGCAAAUUCAUGUUAGAAGCUCAAGACGUUUGCGUUGACGACGUACAGGAAUUCGCACUAGUCUCCAGGUAUGAAACGACAUGGGAGGAUGGAGCUUAUCCCCAAGGUCAAGUCGAAAAAGGUUACUUCGCCCUGCUACUAAAGACAAACGGACCAUUAGUAGAACGCAGAGGUCGUUUGAAGAUUAGAAAGGAUGACAUUGCAAAGUCUUUGCCCCCAGGGCCGACGUGGAGAAGCAUCAUUCUAGGAUAA
This is a messenger RNA of Bacidia gigantensis, 1884 nucleotides long. RefSeq lists its product as uncharacterized. The coding region runs from base 1 to 1884 and encodes 627 amino acids. The transcript has 2 exons. The record is from RefSeq and is a predicted model, not a curated record. Lineage: Eukaryota; Fungi; Ascomycota; Lecanoromycetes; Lecanorales; Ramalinaceae.